GCUUUUUGAUGUCAAACGAGUUGAACAGGUUUAAUCUUUAGCUCAUAGAGUCCUCUGAGUUUACUAAAAUGGCGCUUAGAAUGAAAAUAUUUUGGUUGAAUUUCGUCUUUGUGCUGUACUGCGGUUGGGCGGCAGCAGAGAAAGUUAUGCGCCCCAGUUUUAAGGACGUCAAAGUUUGGAGUGAUGAGAAGUAUGUGACGCAUAAACUAGCCUUCGACCCAAAGGAUCCACAUCUUAACUUUACGCUUAAUGUUUUGAAGGAACUCCACGAUGUUGAUCUUCAUACCCAGAUUCGCAUUGUUCAGAAAAAGGAUCCCACAUAUUUCUUCACCACAAAUUCGACAAUGAAUUUCUGUCGCAUAAUUAGUUGGCGUAAUGCAUCUCCGAUCGGUGCACUUAUACAUACAUAUAUGAAGGAAUACGGAAAUUUGAUUGAAAAGUGUCCGAUAGUGAAGGGUGAAUAUUUCAUACAUAGAUUCUGGUAUCCCGAGGAUGUGACCUUCGCCACCUUGCCCGAAGUCGAUUUCGAAAUUAAUUUCUCCGCUUAUCACGUGGACGCCAGCAUGAAUCGUGAAAUGAUCAUCAACGAUCACAUCACCGGCGAAGGCACCGUGCACGAUGUGAACAAUGUGAAGCCGGGUCUCUUGGCGCUGUUGCCGAAAGUGGGUUAAAAGCGAAGUUGGAUAAAUGAAAGAAGCAAAAAUUUUGGGCAAUAUACAUAUGUACAUAUAAGUACUUGGGUGUAGGCUAGGCUAUAAAGUAGAAGCAGUAUUUUUAUGACUGCCAGUGGCAGAUCAUAAAGUUGAAAGUGCUUGUAUAAUUGCUGUGGUAAUUUGGUCUUUAGCAUUAAAUCGUAAAAUAAAAAAUAAUAAUAAAAAUAAUAAUAAUCAAGUAUGUGGCAACACCAUAAAAAUGCACAUAAAAGUUAAAGAACAAAAAUAUUUCAAUGGAAUUUUGAGUUUUUCAUAAAUAAAUUAAAUUUGUGAUUACUAUGCAAGGGAAAGACGGGCUUAUA
Bactrocera dorsalis (oriental fruit fly) is the source of this 1015-nucleotide messenger RNA. RefSeq lists its product as uncharacterized. The record is from RefSeq and is a predicted model, not a curated record. Bases 69 to 671 code for a protein of 200 amino acids. The transcript has 4 exons. Lineage: Eukaryota; Metazoa; Arthropoda; Insecta; Diptera; Tephritidae.